AUGGGUGUUCCUCCAGCUCAAACUCAAUCUUCGACCCCUCCUGAUCACCUCUAUCCUCAAGCCCUUCAACUUAAACUCUACCAGGCAUUCAUAUUUUCGAUUCCUAUUCUCUUUUCAAUAAUUCUCUUUCUGUUGUUUUACUUGUUUUACUUGAAGAGAAGAGCUUCCAAUCUCUCAAUCCCUCGCCCAAUUCUUCCAACCAGUUUGAAUCAACCAACUCCAUAUCUCUCCUCACCUUGUCAACCGAUCAGUCUGAAAAAGGAGGUCACAGAUAAGCUGCCAACAGUCUUAUUUGAUGAAGAAUUAAGGACAAAGGAUACGCAAUGUAGCGUUUGCUUGGGUGAAUUUGAGAUGAAAGAGGAGCUGCUACAAGUUCCAUCUUGCAAACACGUGUUUCAUGUUGAAUGCAUGCAUCGUUGGCUACACUCAAACUCAACUUGUCCACUUUGUAGAUGUUGUGUUAGUCCAUUCCCAGCGAUCCUCAGCGAGCCACCGCCGCCAUCUUAGCAGCAACUGCAGUUGCAUCAACACAAUAGCUAGCUGCUUCGUCUAUUCAAGAAUCAUAUCCAACUGAAAAACUAUGAGCAAAAUUAAGCUUAUAUUCACCGGAUAAUAAGAAGGACACGUACAAGAACAUAGCAAAAGUGUGUAUAAUAUAUAUUGAUAUAACCAAUUCAAUUCCUGAUGGGUUGCAUAUGCAAAUCUUUAAUCCUUGCCCAAAUGGGUAGCAAAUGCAAGAUGUAAAAAAAUUAUAACCGUAUUAGAGUUGAGUGUGUAACCUCACAUACUUUAUUGUUUUCUUCAUUUAUCUUUUAGGGAAAGGUGGUAAAAUUUAUGGUUGUUAGCUUUUUUUUUAGAUUAAUGUUCGAUGUUGAAUUUCAUCACCAUACAUUAGAUUCGAAUGUCAUAUGAUUAAUUUGCUUAUGUUUCAAAUUUAGUCUAUGGCAGUUGAUUUUGUUGCCAAUGGCACUCUACUACCAUGUUUUGAA
This is a messenger RNA of Durio zibethinus, 989 nucleotides long. RefSeq names its product putative E3 ubiquitin-protein ligase RHA4A. The record is from RefSeq and is a predicted model, not a curated record. Gene Ontology annotation, biological process: protein ubiquitination. Gene Ontology annotation, molecular function: transferase activity. Lineage: Eukaryota; Viridiplantae; Streptophyta; Magnoliopsida; Malvales; Malvaceae.